UACCAAACAUCAACGUUAGCCAACUGUUACUUCUGCAACUACGUUAACGUUACCGGGUGGAUUCUGGUAGUUUUUGAUAUAAAAUGGCUUUUGUUUCACACAGUCAGAGAGAUACAAACGGAAGUUACACCUUCUCCAGCCGGCCCAGACCUGUUGAGAACCGCUCCAAAUACAGAGAGCCUCCGUCUGAACAGACGCACAGUAAUUAUGGAAACAUUAUGUAUGACCGUCGUGUUGUCAGAGGAAACACUUACGCCCAACACAUCAUACCAACUGCCGCUCAGCUGGACCCUAGUGAAAUACAAAGACAGCAGGAGAUCAGGCGGAGAGCCAUUUCUGAAAAACGAGCCAGGGAGCAGUUUAUAUCGAGGACGCCUGAAGCCCUGCAGGGCAGAAAACACAUUGAUGUACAAACAGAUCUUUAUCUCGAAGAAUUGAGUGAUGUUAUAGUGGCUACAGACAUCGAGUGCCAGACUGAUGCUUUCCUGGACAAACCGGCAACACCGCUCUUCAUACCUGCCAAAUCUGGCAAAGAUGUCGAAACCCAGAUAGAGGAGGGAGAGUUGUUUGACUUUGACAGGGAGGUGCAGUCGGUGUUGGAGGUCCUGGUGGGUAAGACAAUAGAGCAGUCUCUGGAGGAGGUGAUGGAGGAGGAGGAGCUGGCCUGUCUGAGGGCCACGCAGAGGGCCUUCGAAGAGCUCCGAAAUAACGAGCUGGCAGAGGUGUUGCGUCUUCAGGAGCAGGAGAGACGCCACAGUAAAGAGAAAGAGCGUAGAAUUUCCCAGCAGAAGGAGGUGCUGAAGAAAGAAAGAGAGACGGCAGAGAAGAUUGCUGCCCGGGCGUACACCCAGCAGUACCUGGCUGACCUCUUCCCUGCGGUCUUUACCUCGCUGAGAAGAGACGGAUACUUUUAUGACCCCGUGGAGAAAGAUAUUGAGACUAAUUUCUUCCCAUGGCUGACGUCUGAGGUUAACAAGAGUUUGGAGAAGAGAUUCACAGCAAGAGCGCUGCUGGACACUAUCAUCUGUGACGUCGCCCAGAACAGACUGGAGGCGUUCAAAGACACACAGUGACAAUGAUUCACUGAGAGGUCAAGGGCAUGAGUGCAUUCUCAAAAAUAAAACGUUUUUUUUACUUACGAAA
Messenger RNA from Cottoperca gobio, 1143 nucleotides. It is a transcript of the gene rsph3, whose product is annotated as radial spoke head 3. The coding region runs from base 84 to 1073 and encodes 329 amino acids. The transcript is spliced from 8 exons. Gene Ontology annotation, cellular component: cilium. The record is from RefSeq and is a predicted model, not a curated record. NCBI's taxonomy places the organism in Eukaryota, Metazoa, Chordata, Actinopteri, Perciformes, Bovichtidae.